Dioszegia hungarica is the source of this 585-nucleotide messenger RNA. RefSeq names its product histone-fold-containing protein. Lineage: Eukaryota; Fungi; Basidiomycota; Tremellomycetes; Tremellales; Bulleribasidiaceae. The coding region runs from base 1 to 585 and encodes 194 amino acids. Gene Ontology annotation, molecular function: structural constituent of chromatin; protein heterodimerization activity; DNA binding. Gene Ontology annotation, cellular component: nucleosome. The transcript has 4 exons. The record is from RefSeq and is a predicted model, not a curated record.
AUGGCACGUACAGUUGCAGGCCCAACAAACCCCUCCGGCCGGAACUCGCUCAACGCCAACGCCAAUGGAGCCGGUCCAUCCAGACAAGGCACCUCAGGUGCGGGUGCGGCGGUCGGAGCAGGGAACGGUGGGAAGGGGAAGGGGAAAGCAAAGACUAUAGAGAAGAAUACGGCGCGGAAGAGUACGGGUGGGAAGGCGCCGAGGAAAAGUGCAGUCCCACAACCCCGCCGUCCAGCCGCUGCCGCUGCCGCAGAUCCUAAAAAACCACAUCGUUUCAGACCGGGGACGGUCGCUUUGCGCGAGAUCCGGAAGUACCAGAAGAGCACCGACCUCUUAUUGAGGAAAUUACCAUUUUCGAGAUUGGUCCGAGAAGUAGCGCAAGAUAUGGGAUCUUUAGAUGUAGAAGGGAAUAUGCGAUGGCAGUCUACGGCGCUGUUGGCUUUGCAAGAAGCGGCGGAGGCGUAUCUGGUUCAUUUGUUUGAAGAUGCAAAUCUGUGCGCGGUCCAUGCGAAACGAGUCACGAUCAUGACGAAGGACAUGCAGCUCGCGAGGCGGAUAAGAGGCGGGUGGUCGGGACAUGGAUAG